AGCUCUGCAAGGGCUGUCCCUGAUGGGCUGCACCUUAAUCUCUCUUACAUACGUCUUUGGCUGUAGCUUCCAGUGCUUAUUCCUCCAGAGGGGAGUAAUUUUUGUUCAUUUUUUGUUUUCAUAGAAUCACAGAAUGGUUAGAGUUGGAAGGGGCCUUGAAGCCCAGCCAGUGCCACCCCCUGCCCUGGGCAGGGACACCUCCCACCAGCCCAGGUUGCUCCAAGCCCCGUCCAACCUGGCCUUGAACCCCUCCAGGGAUGGGGCAGCCACAGCUUCUCUGGGCAACCUGGGCCAGGGGCUCACCACCCUCACAGCAAAGAAUUUCUUCCCCAGAUCUCAUCUAAAUCUCCCCUCUUUAGGUUUAAAACCGUUACCCCUCGUCCUAUCAUUUUUUUCUUUAUCUAUACAGGACUAGCACCUUGCUGUCAGCUUAGAAAAAAGCAUGGCCUCAUCCCAAAGAAUUUAACCAUCAUGAGCAGGAGGCAGUAAAUGAAAGCAGUGGCAUUGUGGAGACGAAGGGGGAAAGUUGUGCAAAGAAAAAACACUUAGAAGAGCUCAGGGUUCCCUCUGUGCCCCUCGUACCAGGAGCUAGUACACGACAUGGCAGUUCAGCACAGAGCCAGUCCUGUACAGCAGAAGCCAGGCGAGAUGAAGGUGUGCUUUAAGCGAAGUGUGGAAAUUCCUCACUGAAGAGGGAGGAACUAGGAGCCACGUUUACCCGCAGCUAGAACCCUCGAAUGCUUUCCAUGGAGGGGCAGAGCGGCUGGCUGGAAUUUGAAGAGAUUAUUGCAAUAAAGAUACGUCGCACCAACUGGAGCCUUUAUCAUCAAGUUGCCAAAUGCUUGUCAGAGUGCGUAAAUAUUGUUAUCGCUGCUUUAUUAAAGGGAAAAAGAGAUGAGAGAUGGGAAGGCUGAAAUACUGCAGUAGCACCUAACUUUUUUAUAGUGCCUCAAUGGAAGGGAAGUUUUUCAGGCCUGCUGGUCAUAUGCGCUAGGAAUUUAAGCAAAACAUGAAUGAAUUUGGUGUAGCAGAAUAUCUGUUGUCCUAAUCUGCUCUGCUGUGACUGGGAAUCUCAUCUUCCAUUAGGCCGUAGUUAAUCACACUUUCUGUCUGGUAAAUCUAGAAAAUGUGAUCUGCCCGUUAGCAAAGUCAGUUCCCCUGUCUCUGGUCUCGGCCACCACUUCUGACUCUCCGUCUCCAGGAGGUAUUGGCUCUUUUCUACAGGUACGUAACCAUAAAUGUUAAUCUUAUGAUUUUUGAGAGCAACAAGCCAAGGCUCUCUAUGACCUGCCCUGUCUCCUGUAGUUAGUAUAGAUGAUAACGUGGAGCUGCUCUUCUGCUCUCGACUCACAAAGCUUCGCGGAACUCCCAGCCUGUUGAAACGGUGCCAGCGCGCUGUGGCGUUCACUGAAACGAGCAGAGCCUCCUCUCGGUGACGGUCCAGAAGCAUCCACUGCCACAGCCUGUAAUUUCUUUGUGAAAACCGUCUGCUUGUGCCUGAACCACGAUCGCGCAGGUGAGUCCUUUCAGCAAACUUUGGGAGGGAACAGCUGCUCGCAGUGAAAACAAGACGAUCCUGCUGAUCCAAGCUGAAAUGUGACAUGGAAAUGGGAUUUUUGACCUUGAGAGACGGGAAGAGAGCGCUCCUCCGCCGCGUCCCGGCCGGGGACGAUCGGACCAGGCAGUUGCAGACUCAUCUUUGGUCCCGCUGAUGCUCCCGGCGACCCAUCGCCGGCUGUGGGAAAACAACAAAAUCCAGCGGCGCAUCAGGGAGCGGAGCCGGACGGCGGCAGAGGCAUGUGCUGUGACCAAGUUCAUUUUAAAGAUUGUUGAACAGGAAAAGAGUUUGGGAAGCAUGAGGUGACCGUGAACUUCCAGAAAUCCCGAAGACUUGUGGGGACAGGUAACUGCGGUGGAAGAAAAGACAGAUUCAGUGUCCAAGCAGGCAUUCACAGAGUUUUGACCACAGCAUGUGAGCAGAAGGAGAAGCCUGGAGUGGGAUCCCUGCCUGCCCACGCCCAGCCCCGACAUUGCUGGGGCCACAUCUUGCAAGACGAGGAAGAGGAAAAGACCCUUCGUUCACCAUUGCUAAAAAUGGGAGGCAGCAUCUGUCCAGCAGACCAGGAAGGGAAGCUCCAAACCUUGCCUUUGGGGCAUCCCUGGGAGUGCUGCAGCCGGAGCGACACAGCCCUCUGUCAGUAAGGGGUGUCGGGGCAGCAUGGCGCAGAGAGCCUGGGUCAGCAUGCUCUUCCACAACCGCAAGACCCAGCUCCUGCUGGUCAACUCCCUGACGUUCGGCCUGGAGGUCUGCCUGGCAGCAGGGAUAACCUACGUGCCCCCGCUGCUGCUGGAAGUGGGCGUGGAGGAGAAGUUCAUGACCAUGGUUUUAGGGAUAGGACCUGUCCUUGGCUUGGUUUUUGUCCCGCUAAUUGGAUCCGCCAGUGACCACUGGCACAGCAGCUAUGGCCGAAGGCGACCUUUCAUCUGGAUGCUGUGCCUGGGAGUCCUGCUGAGCCUCUUCGUUAUCCCACAUGCCAGCAGCCUGGCCAGCCUGUUUGCCCUCAACACUCGCCCGCUGGAGAUUGCCUUCCUCAUCCUGGGCAUCGGGUUACUGGAUUUCUGCGGCCAGGUCUGCUUCACUCCGCUGGAAGCCCUGCUCUCAGACCUCUUCCAGGAGCCAGACAACUGCCGCCAGGCCUUCUCCAUGUACGCCUUCAUGAUCAGCUUGGGGGGCUGCAUUGGCUACCUGCUUCCAGCCAUUGACUGGGGUGGCAGCUUUCUGGCCCCGUACCUGGGAGGGCAGGAGACCUGCCUCUUCAGCCUCCUUGCCGUCAUUUUCCUCGGCUGUGUGCUGGCCACGCUCUUUGUGACGGAGGAGGCAGCCACCCAGGCAGAUGUCCUGGAUGGCCCCACACUGAAGGAUGCUCCUCCUAAGCCCUCACCUCCUGCCUGCUGCUCUUGCCAGCUCUCCCGGAGCUCCUGUCUCCUGCAGGCCAGGCAUGUGAUGCAGGCCCUGAGAAACCUCUGCACGUUGGUGCCACGGCUUCACAGCCUCUACUGCCGCAUCCCCAAGGUCAUCCGGCGUCUGUUCGUGGCUGAGCUCUGCAGCUGGAUGGCACUCAUGACUUUCAUGCUGUUCUACACAGACUUUGUUGGGGAAGGACUGUACCAUGGCGUCCCCAGAGCCAAGCCAGGCACGGAUGCCAGACGCCACUACGAUGAAGGUGUCCGGAUGGGUAGUUUGGGCCUCUUCCUGCAAUGCGUCACAUCCAUCUUCUUUUCGACAAUCAUGGACCGGAUGGUGAAGCAGUUUGGGACGCGGGCGGUCUACCUGGCCAGCGUGGUGUUCUUCCCCGUGGCUGCCUUCGUCAUGUGCCUUUCCCACAGUGUCAUCGUUGUGACCAUCUCAGCUGCUCUGACGGGCUUCACCUUCUCUGCACUCCAGAUCCUGCCAUACACCCUGGCAUCACUCUAUCAUCAUGAAAAACAGGUAUUUUUGCAUAAAUAUAAGAGCAAAGAAGAGGAAGAUGCAGCUCGACUGAAUAAGAAAUCAGCCUUCUCUAAAGGCCUCCUUUCCAGCCAGAAGCUGCCUUACCAGAAUGGACAUGCUGGGAGCCUCUUCUCUUCUUCCUCCUCCUCUCCUCCAGCCGCCGGCUCGGCUCUGUGCGUCAGCUCCUCCUGCGACGUCUCGCUCAUGAUGAUGGUGGGAGAACCGGACUCUGUGGCUCCCGGACGAGGCAUCUGCCUGGACCUGGCUAUUUUGGACAGUGCUUUCCUCCUCUCUCAGGUUGUCCCCUCCCUCUUCAUGGGGUCCAUCGUCCAGUUUACGCAGUCAGUGACUGCCUACAUGGUGUCAGCUGCCGGCUUUGGCCUGGUGGCCAUUUACUUUGCAACCAAAGUUGUCUUUGAUAAGAGUGACAUGGCGAAGUAUUCAGUGUGACGUGGAAGGCACAAGGGCAGCGCGCGGGUGCCUGCAUGUGGCAAAACGAGAUGUGUGUGUGUUCACACGGCCGCUUGUGGGAGGCCUCGUGUGGGACCUGCUCUCCCCAUGCUGUUGCUGUAGCCCUGGGGGCUAGUUGUGGGCUGGGGCCAGGAGAGAUGCAGCAGGGCUAAUCUCAGGUGUAAAUACGAGGCAUCGGGGCAUUGUGCUUCGGGCCAUAAGUGCUUUCCAAAGGUGCCUUUAUCAAAAGAAAGCACUGCACAGCCAGCACCAAAGGGGGUUGUACAAGGGAGAGAAAGGAAAUGGACUUUUCCUUUAAUAACGGGUCAUGUUUCUUUGUAAUUCUACCUAAACUGAGCAGGAGAGGCAGUGGUAUGGGGAGGGGAGGAAGAAAUCAUUGGCUCUCCUGUUUUCCAGUUAUAGCUGUAUCCUCUUCCGCUGCCUCUUGUAGUUUUACUCAACUUCUUGAGCAAUACUUCUGCAAAUAGGACACUGGGAGGAGAUUUCCUUGGAAAAAAAAAAAAGAUGGGUGGCUAAGGUUUGGCCUCGGAGCAAAGGGGGUGCAUAUAUGUGCACGCACGUGUUCGUCCUUUCCCACCUCUGUUCUGACUGGGAGAAACCAUUUAGGAGAAAAGUUACUAUGUCUUGUUUUGGAAAAACAAGUAACGUUUCAUUAGGACCAAUUCCAAAAGGUGACUUACCUUUUACCUAUGUACCAAGUUGCAUCAGAUGGAAUGGACUUAACUUUUUUUUUUUUUUAAACAAUUGUUUUUAGCUUUUCUUACGCAGUUCUCAGUAACUCUGACCUCUCACUCCUCAGCGCUCAGAACUGCUGCCUGCUCUCUCCCCUGACAGAUCUAGGCUGUUGUGGCUCUUCUGCACCUGGCCCCUAAAAUAUGCUGCCCUACACAGGGGAAAUCUGUUCUUGGAGGGUUUUCAUUCUGUGACAAUGAAGUAGAACAGGGAGAGCUCUCCUGGGAGGCUACCUGAGAACAAGGGUACCAUCCCCGAGGAAGCUGGAGAAAUCCACUGAUGGCUAGUUGACGCCCACUGAUGGCUAAUUGAACUCAGCAGCAGUCACUGCUCCAGUAGGUACCUGGAGUCGGUCACUGGCUGUGCCUGUUUUCCCUCAAAGCUGUGGGCACAAAGCAGCCUUCUAGACCAGGCUCUUCCUUCCAGACAGAAAGGCUCGGGGCUGUGCUUGCCGGCUGGCAGGAGCACACCUUGCAGAGCACGCCGCAUCCCGGUGCGGUGGCUGAGUUACCACCUUGCCAGCGCACCCAGAGUGUGCUGGAAACAGCACCGUGAACGGGAGGGAGGUAGGACAAAACGUGCCUGCAGCCGCUUACACAGCCUAGUUAGUUCUUGGUGUGUUGGACAGGACGCGGAGCAGGACAGAAACUCUUGAUGCUGUUUGUGCCUGUCAUUUGCUGAUCCAGAUUAUGUCUUUACUGUUACACUUGUUUGGGAUUUUUUUAAUUUAUUUUAUUUUACUUCCAGACAGGAGUCAAGGUUCUUAAUGAGGCACAGCGUAAACAAUUACCCGUUUGAGAAAGGCAAAGGCCCUCUUGCUCUCCUAGCACUGGGACCAAAUGCUCCUGCGUUGUUGAGGUUGUUGAGCUCCCAGCUGUGAGUCAUCUUCCACUGGCGGAAGAGUGGCUGCCGCUAUGUGUCCCUCUGGCCAGUCCCAUUCCCCAUCCGCGUGGAAUAAUUCUGUUUGUGGCGGAUUUCGACCACUCAAAAACUACCCGCACACCAAGUAGGAGUCGAGGUCCUGGCCCACAGUCAGCACUUAAACUUCGAAAUGAUCCAAACGCUGCCUGCGGUGCACGGAGCAAAACAUGAACUGGGUGUUUGGAGGCCAGGCUGGGAGUAUGCAGAAGUUCAGCAGUCCUUAACUUUGGCUGGUCUAAACAAAGUGUUCGUGACGAAUUUUCUGCGGAGGUGUGUGGGCAGUGAGAUGCAGUGGUGAGGCUCUGCUGAAGGGCAAUCUGUUGCUAUUUUUGCAAGGUCUUGUCAGACUAUUCCUUGGCAUGGAAGCCAGGUUACUCCCCUGCUGUCUGCAGACGGGUCCUGAGAGGGCUUCUCCUAAGUUUUUUAAACAUUUCUUUCCCGUAAAGGGUGACUGUUUUUAUUUUAUUUCUUCUCAAAUUAUAUGCUUACCAGCCUCGCUUUCCCACAACAAGGUUUGCGUGCUGAAAUGCAGCUGUUUUGGGGAUGGAUUUGGCAGCUGCUUAACCACCUACAGAAACAGUUUUUUGUCUGUACUUCCUACCCUGGUCUGUCCACUCAAGGCUUCAGGAGGAAGUCUUUGAGGCAAAAUGUUAUUGCCAAAGGUGGAGUGUUUCUUGGAUGAAUGCUCCUAGUGAUCAGUAACCUCCGGCCCAAGAUUUUUCAAACAGGUCCCUACCUGACUGCUGAAGUAUCCUUUAUUUUUUCUAAUGUAAAAUGAUGGGAAUCUUCACACGUGGAGGCUGCUACGAUGCUAAGUGUUUUUGAUAAUUGAGCCAUUUGGUUUAAGUGCCUAAGGAGUACUUCCACGCUAAACUUCAGGUGUACGGGUUUGAUGAUAAAGGCCUUAAAUGCUUCACUACGGGCAUCCAAGUGAUCCUUGAAAAAGCAACGGGCUGGCGGGGGAGACAGCCUUGUUUUAUAAUACCCUUUGGUUUGGAACAUGAAGGAGGGAGACGCUGCAGUUCUUGAUCCAUCACUUGUAUCUGUCCCUCAAGAGGAGAAGACUUAAGUCUGCCAGGUUCCCCGAGUGACCUGCCCUCCAUCCGCUGAGGUGGCUUCAGUGCAGCUGUAGCCUGGCCGUAGCUGGUGGACAUGAAUAGGUUUGGGCUCAGAGCAUGUGCAGCAGGUUCUGGAGCUGGAGGGCGUAGGAUCAGUCAGUGCAGGUCGGGUCUCAGACCUGUCCUUCACUGACAGAUCAAAUGUGCCCUGUUCUCCCACCCCCUUCACUGCGCUGGGUCCUGGACUUGGCACCCAGGUCUCCUCGGCAAGUCUGGCGUCUGCAUGUGGAGAGCUGGCUCUGAUCUCACUGGUCCUAGGAGAGGGCAGGCUGGGUUUGUCCAGUUUUCUCAUAAUUCAGAUAUGCUUCCGGGGAGGUGCCUGCAUUGACUUCAUUUAUGUUCAGAAAAGAGACCGCUGAGCGACUGAACUCGUGACUCUGCAGCCAGCUGCUCUUGCUCUCUGCAUCCCAGACGGGCGCCCGUCAUCUUGCUUUGGUCUGACCUGUGGCUGGGUUGAUAGCAGAGCUUAUCCUCCCUUCCAGCUGGAGAGACACGACCCAGUCUGAACCGGGGGCUCCGUAUCCACUUGUCCUCUGGCUGCACUGCUCUUGUUUUAGCCAGUUCAGCACGUUUGAGAAGAGCUACUUGAUUAUCCACCAAGAGACUCUUGGAUUUCUCCCCUCCCCCCUGGCACUCUUCUUCCCAUUUCUCCAUCUGGAGUGAAACCCAGCGAAUUCAGUAAUUGCUCCUUUCCGUCUUACCCUCCUAUUACUCCAGAAGUCUGCUGGGCCCCCUGCCAGCUGCUGACAGAGUGGGCAGAUGGGUACGGGAAGGAGUUGUUUGCCAAGACCCAGCUCUGUCUUCGCUAACCCUGUCCCCCGUGGGAGUUCAAGCCCAAACAGAUUUGGGCCGUUUUCCCUGGAAGCGUGGCUGUUGGCAGGGGGAGAGGAGGCAGGUGGGAAACCGCCACGUGCAGCCAGGUCCUGGGUGGGUGGUGGGCAGGCGGGGGACAAGGCUUCUGCAUACAAGAAAGGAGAACAAGGCAGGGGUCUCGGAGAAGAAUGAGUUGAGAUCGGGGCGAGGGAGCAGGCGGAAGAGGGGUUUGGGGGAAAUCAGGGGUUUGCAGCAGCGUGAGGGACUGGGGUGCGACACUGGCUCAGCCCCAGCCAUGGUGGGGAGCAUCCCCCUCGGUGUGGCCUUGCCCUGUCCAUAAAGCACUUCAUAACCCUUCAUGGUGGCAGCCUCCUGCCGGCGUGAUCCCGGCCCUGGCCAGGAGCUGGCUGUGUAGGUCCUGAGCUGGGCUGUCGUCCCCAAACCCGCAAGGGACAUUGCAUUUGCUGUCACUGCAGUGGCCCCAUCCGUGUGCUCUGUUGUUACCAAACCCCUUUCUUCCUAGCUCAGGCUGUCGCUGGGGCUGACAGGAGAGGCAUUUUCCAGAGCAUCUGGUGAGAAAACUCCUUUCUUUGUGAGAUGGUCCUUUGUGGCCAACCCGGCGUGUGGCCAACCCGGCGUGUGGCCAGGACCAGCUUCAUGUGUGUCGCAUGUAGAGCAGCAAGGGACAAGGCGUGUUCUAGUGAAGGUAAGCGCAUCCCUUACACGCUGUUACUGAUACGACUUGUGUGAACAUAGAAACCUCUCUAGGACAUGAUUUUUCUGCAGGACUUACAGCUAUGGGUACAAGCCGGGGUCACUGUCAGCGUUCCCGUGUCAGGCAGUGGGUGCACUUGUGCUUUCUUCUCCCGGGUGGAGCACGCUGUGCCUCGCCUUCCCUUCCGAGUGCCAGGGGUGCUGAGGUGGGGCGCAGGGAGAAUGUCGUGGUAGUGUGAGGCUCCUGAAUCUCCGGCUUAGGGAAGGAAGGAUGUGUGGAUGCUGUUUUUUCUUUGGAGAUCACGUACUGUCUGCGAGAUGUUCAUGUUUUAUUUAUUCGGUAGAGUAAAUAUUUUGUAUACGGUCUAAGAGGAAGGCUAUUAUAAAUUUUUAUGAAAAGGAGGAAAUA
This is a messenger RNA of Chroicocephalus ridibundus (black-headed gull), 8668 nucleotides long. It is a transcript of the gene SLC45A3, whose product is annotated as solute carrier family 45 member 3. Gene Ontology annotation, molecular function: sucrose:proton symporter activity. The transcript is spliced from 9 exons. The coding region runs from base 2219 to 3940 and encodes 573 amino acids. Gene Ontology annotation, cellular component: membrane. Gene Ontology annotation, biological process: transmembrane transport. The record is from RefSeq and is a predicted model, not a curated record. Lineage: Eukaryota; Metazoa; Chordata; Aves; Charadriiformes; Laridae.